AAAGCCGUUAUUCGGCGUGUUCAGGGUAGCUUUAUCAGGCCCCCAUGGACGCCGUUGCUUCUGUUGUUCGGUCUCCUUGCGAUCCUGACCCUUCAAAUAUUCUCGACCGACACCGUCUUUUCGGUACGGUGGAUAACCGGAUUGCCUGGAGCCGACGACGGAUCGUCCCGCCCCCGUGACGUUUUGGGUGACGAGAGGAGCUGCGUGGGGUUUUUUGGAGCCGUGCCGAGGAGAAAGGUAGUGAUGUCGAUAGCGGAUUUCGGGGGAGUUGGCGAUGGGAGAACGUCAAACACCGAAUCGUUUCGGAGGGCGGUACGGUACAUGCAGGGUUUCGGAAACAAAGGUGGGUCCCAGCUGAACGUGCCGAAGGGGAGGUGGCUUACGGGGAGCUUCAACCUCACGAGCAAUUUCACGCUGUUUCUCGACGAGGGCGCUGUAAUUCUUGGUUCCCAGGACCCAGAAGAGUGGCCUAUAAUAGCGCCAUUGCCUUCUUAUGGAAGAGGGAGAGAGCGACUAGGAGGAAGACAUAUAAGCCUCGUACAUGGAGAUGGUCUCACUAAUGUUGUCAUUACAGGGGCAAAUGGAACAAUUGACGGCCAAGGGAAGAUGUGGUGGGACCUAUGGUGGAAUAAAACAUUAGAGCACACAAGAGGCCACCUCAUUGAGCUAUUGAACUCUAACAACGUUCUCAUUUCAAAUCUCACCUUCCUCAAUUCUCCAUUUUGGACCAUUCAUCCCGUUUACUGCAGUAAUGUUGUUAUCAAAGGCAUGACAAUCUUGGCUCCUCUCAACGCACCAAAUACUGAUGGUAUCGAUCCAGACUCGAGCAACAAUGUGUGCAUUGAAGACUGUUACAUUGAGAGUGGGGAUGAUCUUGUUGCAGUGAAGAGUGGUUGGGACCAAUAUGGAAUCGCCAUUGCCCGUCCAAGCGCAAACAUCAUUGUCAGGAGAGUUUCCGGCACCACACCAACCUGCUCUGGGGUUGGAAUAGGUAGUGAGAUGUCUGGUGGAAUUUCAAAUGUAAUUGUUGAGGAUUUGCAUGUUUGGGAUUCAGCUGCUGGAGUGCGUAUAAAGUCAGACAAAGGUAGGGGAUAUAUAGCAAAUGUCAGUUUUAGUAACAUAAUCCUGGAAAGAGUCAAGAUACCCAUUAGAUUUAGCAGAGGCUCUAAUGACCACCCUGGUGAAGGAUGGGAUCCCAAAGCUGUUCCUAAAGUAAAGGGCAUUUUCAUAAGUAACAUGGUUAGUUUAAAUUCAACAAAAGCCCCCGUGCUGGAGGGCAUUGAGCAUGCAUCAUUUGAAGAUAUAUGCUUAACAAAUGUUACGCUUCUUGGUAUCUCUCGGUCCACAGCAUGGAAGUGUGAAUUUGUUUCAGGGUUUGCCAGUGAAGUGUUCCCAGUGCCAUGUGCUCAGUUGCAGCACAAGGGAUCUUCAUCUUGGUGUUCAUACUCAUAGCUUUUUUUGGAUACUUCCAGAUUCGUAUAUUCAGAAAAAUUAGGUUUAUUUGAAGGGGUUUCACUUGAACUACUCAGCAAUCCUGCGUUGAGAGAUUUAAAUCAACGAUCUCAUUUUGGGCAUGACUGCAUUUGCAUCGUGCAGUUCAUAUGAAUUUGUUUUCCUGAUAUGGGUACGGUGAGAUAUCCUGCUGGUUUACUAAAGAGUUUGAUAGAGCACUGAAGAUUCAAUGUCAGCCUUCGAAGGUUUUAUCUGAUGAUAUCUGGGUUUUUUAUGGCGAGUUCCAAUUGCAAUUUCUUCUUGGAUUCUAUUGUUGUUUUGCUGUUACCCACAUACUACACAUUCAACAUUGAGAGAGACACAUAGAGAGAGCUAGGCUGAACUUGUACAGAAAAUGCAUAGAAGAAAUGUAACAUGUAUAGCACUGAUAAUUCUUUUCACUGAUACGAAGUUCAUGUUAUUAUUUC
Juglans microcarpa x Juglans regia is the source of this 1919-nucleotide messenger RNA. Its product is annotated as probable polygalacturonase. The record is from RefSeq and is a predicted model, not a curated record. Gene Ontology annotation, biological process: carbohydrate metabolic process. NCBI's taxonomy places the organism in Eukaryota, Viridiplantae, Streptophyta, Magnoliopsida, Fagales, Juglandaceae. Gene Ontology annotation, molecular function: polygalacturonase activity.